AUGGGUCCACCUAGUCCCGGCCCACCGCUCAGCCUCCCUCCGCCCUACCAAUCUCUGCCCCACCUCCUCCAGCCCCACCGCCACCGCCUCCCGCUCCGCCGCCUCCUCGCGGCGCACGCGCUCGCCGCCGUCGCUGGGCACCUCUCCGUUCGGGACCCGCGCCCGCACACCCUCCUCCUCGUCGCCUACUCCCGCCUCGCGCGCCCCUUCCCCGCCGCGCUCCUCCUCCUCUUCCGCUCCUCCCUCCGCCUCUCCGUCGCGCCCACCCGCCACUCCCUCCCGCUCGCCGUCUCAGCCGCCUCCUCCGCGGGCCACCGCUGCUACCUGAGGCUCGCGCUCUCCCUCCACGCUGUCGCGGUCGCCUGGAACCUCCUCCCGUUCCCGCACGUGGCCAACACGCUCGUCGCCCUGUACGCGAGGCACGCGCUCCCGGACGCCGCGCGCAGGGUGUUCGAGGAAAUGCUCUCUGCCCCUGACGUCGUCUCCUACAACACGCUGAUGCACGCGUACGUAAACGCCGGGAGGGUAGGCGUUGCUCGGAAGGUGUUCGAGGAGAUGCCCAUUCGGGACGCCACGUCCUGGGGCACGGUGAUCGCCGGUUGCGCCAAGGCGGGGCGGCUCGAGGAGGCGGUGGGACUAUUUGACCGGAUGAGGGAGGAGGGUUUCAGGCCUGACAGUGUCGCCCUGGUGGCGGUGCUUUCAUGCUGUGCGCAGCUAGGGGCGCUGGACAAGGGCCAGGAGGUGCAUCAGUACAUCAAGCUGAGCAGGACCCGUCCCAACGUGUUCUUGUGCACAGGGCUUGUUGAUCUCUAUGCCAAGUGUGGGUGCGUCGAGGAGGCUAGGGAGGUGUUCAAGGCCUGCCAGGACAGGAACGUGUUCACGUGGAAUGCUCUCAUUGUUGGGCUGGCGAUGCAUGGCCACGGAACAGUGGCGCUUGAGUUCUUCCACCAGAUGGUGGCUGAUGGAAUCCAGCCAGACGGGGUCACUCUCUUGGGGAUGCUGAUUGCUUGUAGCCACACUGGCCUUGUGGACAUGGCAAGGCGCAUCUUUUGUGACAUGGAGGGCAAGCACAAUGUGCACCGGGAACUGAAACACUAUGGGUGUAUGGCCGACUUGCUUGGUCGUGCUGGACUGAUCGAAGAAGCAAUGGAAAUGGUCAGGAAGAUGCCCAUGGAAGGGGACAGUUAUGUGUGGGGAGGCAUACUUGCUGGAUGUAGGAUGCAUCGGAACGUGGAGGCCGCUGAGGUUGCAGCUUGGCAUUUGUUGCAACUGAAUCCAGGUGACAGUGGGGUGUACUCUGCAAUGGCUGGGAUCUAUGCAGAUGCCGGCAGGUGGGAGGAUGUCGCAAGGAUUAGAAUGUUAAUGGAUGAAAGGAUUGGCAGGAGGAAUGCUGGCUGCAGUUCAGUUACAACAUAA
Molecule: messenger RNA, 1416 nt
Organism: Miscanthus lutarioriparius
Lineage: Eukaryota; Viridiplantae; Streptophyta; Magnoliopsida; Poales; Poaceae
Source: the annotation of a GenBank genome assembly